Actinia tenebrosa (Australian red waratah sea anemone) is the source of this 14445-nucleotide messenger RNA. Its product is annotated as cytoplasmic dynein 1 heavy chain 1. The record is from RefSeq and is a predicted model, not a curated record. Gene Ontology annotation, biological process: microtubule-based movement. Lineage: Eukaryota; Metazoa; Cnidaria; Anthozoa; Actiniaria; Actiniidae. Gene Ontology annotation, molecular function: ATP binding; dynein intermediate chain binding; minus-end-directed microtubule motor activity. Gene Ontology annotation, cellular component: axonemal dynein complex.
AAUAUUCCUGGCCAAGUCAGGCAAAAAGUUGGAAAGGAAAAUUUCUAAUUUUAUUUUCAACUAUUCUGACGAGAAUACAUUGAUCUAACGUUAUGGAUGCUUCCUCGGAUGGUGGGGAAGCUCCAGAGGAAGCUUCGGUAGUCGAAACAAGUCAUUUUUUGAGCUAUCUAAGGCGAGUUAUCCCGCCUUUAUUUGACGGUGAAGCUGAAGUCCCUCUCGAACUUGAUGCUGCCCUACAAGAGUCGGUACACCUAGAAUACAUCAAAAAAUACCUCUCUGAUCCUCAAGUUCGAUGUCUUUUAGUUACUAAGACACCUCUAAAAGAUGAAGAAGAAGGAGACGAGAGUGCUGCUUCGGAAACAGGCGCGGAGAACGGCAAGGCAGUGUAUGCUUUCGAUCUGGAUGUUCACUAUGAGGGACCCAAGCUCGCAAGCAUUGCCUUCAUCAAACGAGGUGCUAUUGUCGAAGCUGACAAGAAAAUCGCCUCUCAGAUUAGAGUAUUCAACUUGAAUGAAGGAUCCCCCUAUGAAACACUACACGCCUACAUCAGUAAUGCAGUUUCGCCUUAUUUUAAGUCGUUUGUUCGAAGAUCUGGCAAGGCAGACAGAGAUGGGGACAAAAUGGUUCCCUCAGUGGAGAAGAAAAUAGCAGAAUUGGAAAUGGGAUUGUUACAUUUACAACAGAAUAUCGACAUCCCAGAAAUCACCCUUCCAAUUCACCAGCAAGUCACAGCGAUGGUUAAGAAGCGUAUGUCUGAAGAGAACAGACGACCCAAGGUUCAAGACUUUGGAGACAAGGUUGAAGAUUCCGUCUUCUUGAACCAGCUUCAGAAUGGUGUCAAUAGAUGGAUUAAAGAGAUCCAAAAGGUCACAAAGCUUGACCGUGACCCAGCAUCAGGAACAGCCUUGCAAGAAAUCAGCUUCUGGCUUAAUCUAGAAAGAGCUCUCUUGAGAAUCCAAGAUAUCAGAGAAAGUCCUGAUAUUGCUUUGACGUUGGACAUCCUGAAACAUGGCAAGAGGUUCCAUGCGACUGUUAGUUUUGACACUGACACAGGUUUGAAGCAGGCUUUAGCUACAGUCAAUGACUACAGUCCCUUGAUGAAGGAUUUUCCUUUAGAUGAUCUGCUGUCUGCCUCAGAGCUUGACAAAAUCCGAUCAGCAUUGGUUGCUAUUUUCACUCAUCUGAAAAAGAUUCGCACCACCAAGUAUCCAAUCCAAAGAGCACUAAGGCUGGUUGAGGCCAUCUCCAGAGACCUUAGCUCCCAACUUCUCAAGGUUCUUGGUACAAGGAGGUUGAUGCACAUCCCUCAUGAUGAGUUUGAAAAGAUCAUGCUUGCAUGCUUUGAAGUGUUUUCAACCUGGGAUGAUGAAUAUGAAAAACUACAAGGAUUGCUAAGAGACAUUGUGAAGAAGAAGAGGGAAGAGAGCUUGAAGAUGGUCUGGAGAGUCAAUCCUGCACACAAGAGACUACAAGCUAGACUUGAUCAAAUGAGGAAGUUCAGACUUCAGCAUGAGCAGCUGCGUGCUGUCAUUGUCCGUGUCCUUCAGCCCCCUGCUGUCAGUCAAACUCCAGGUGGAAAUGCUGGAGUGCCAUCUGGGAAAGAGAACGAGGACGACAAGCCAGAGGUUGUGCUGGACCCUGCAGAUGCUAAUGCCAUUGAGGAGGUAAACUUGGCUUAUGAAAAUGUGAAGGAAGUUGACGGUCUAGAUGUGACAAAGGAGGGCUCUGAAGCAUGGGAAGCAGCCAUAAAGAGAUAUGAUGAACGCAUUGACCGUGUUGAGACGAGAAUCACAGCCAGGCUCCGAGACCAACUUGGAACAGCUAAAAAUGCCAAUGAAAUGUUUAGAAUCUUUUCUCGUUUCAAUGCCUUGUUUGUUCGUCCUCACAUCAGAGGUGCUAUCCGUGAGUACCAAACACAGCUUAUCCAGCGUGUCAAGGAUGACAUUGAAACUCUCCAUGACAAGUUCAAGGUGCAAUAUCCACACAGUAAGGCAUGCAAGAUGAGCAGAGUGCGGGAUCUUCCACCUGUAUCAGGAUCAAUCAUCUGGGCAAGACAGAUUGAUAGACAGCUGUCAGCAUACAUGCGUCGAGUGGAGGACGUCCUCGGUAAAGGCUGGGAGAACCAUGUUGAAGGUCAGAGGUUGAAAGCUGAUGGGGACAGUUUUAGACAAAAGCUCAACACCCAGGAGCUGUUUGAUGAUUGGUCAAGAAAGGUCCAACAAAGAAAUCUUGGGGUUUCUGGAAGAAUCUUCACCAUUGAGAGUCAGCGUGCAAGAGGAGGUGGAAGAGGCAAUGUUCUGAAGCUUAAAGUCAACUUCCUUCCUGAAAUCAUUACUCUUUCUAAAGAGGUUCGUAACCUCAAGUGGCUUGGGUUCCGCGUUCCUCUAGCUAUUGUCAACAAAGCUCAUCAAGCCAAUCAGCUAUAUCCAUUUGCAAUCUCCUUGAUUGAAAGCGUACGCACCUAUGAAAGAACCUGCGAAAAGGUUGAGGAGAAGUACUCCAUUUCACCUCUUGUUGCCGGAUUGAAGAAAGAAGUGCAAGCUCUCAUCACAGAGGGUAUCGGCCUUGUUUGGGAGUCUUACAAGCUUGACCCAUAUGUCCAGAAACUUGCAGAAGCAGUUUUCAACUUCCAGGAAAAGGUUGAUGAUUUGUUAAGCAGCGUAGAAAAGAUUGACAUUGAGGUGAGAUCUCUAGACACCUGUGCUUUGAGCAACCAGUCAUUCAGAGACAUCUUGUCCAAAGUACAGAAGGCUGUGGAUGAGCUGAAUCUGCAUUCCUAUUCCAACUUGCCUUCUUGGGUCCGAACACUUGAUGAACAGGUUGAAAUCAGAUUGUCCAGCCGUCUUCAGGCAGGAAUUAAAAGCUGGACAGAAUGCCUUAAAGGUAACAGGAGUACAAAACACCUUGAUGACACAGAUACCACAUCAAUGGCUGCUCACAAACCUGGUGGUGACCCUGACAUUCUGGUUUCAAUCCAUGAAGUCUGCAUCCAGAAUCAAGUAUUGUUCAUGCGUCCACCAGUCGAAAGAGCUCGUGAACAUCUUAUCAACGAACUGCACAAAUGGGUUGGAAUUAUUACCCUGUUGCCAAGGAUACAGAGCUCAAGAUACCAGGUUGGACUGGAGCGUGAUGAGUCAGAGUCAGAAACAACUUACAGGAAUCUCCUAGCCAAGUUGCCAGAGGGUCCCAUAGUACUGGAAGCAGCAUAUGGAGCUAUUGAGGAAGUAGUAAAGAAGGUUGAGGAGUAUGAACAGGUUUGGCUGCAAUAUCAAGCCCUGUGGGAUAUGGACAUUGGCAAUGUGUACAACAGGCUGGGUGAUGACCUCAGUAAAUGGAUGAAUGUGCUCAAAGACAUCAAGAAAUCUCGUGUCACUUUUGACACUUCUGAGAGCAAGAAAGUCUUUGGUCCUAUUGUGGUUGACUUUGCUCAAGUCCAGUCCAAGGUCAACAUGAAGUAUGACACAUGGCAUAAAGAUGUUCUCAGCAAGUUUGCCUCCAGACUUGGCGAUGGCAUACAGGAGUUCUAUGGUGUUGUAUCCAAGUCUCGCAGUGACAUGGAACAGCAAUCAAUAGAAGGAGCAUCAACAUCUGAGGCUGUUGGUUUCAUUACUGUGGUGCAGUCACUGAAGAGAAAACUGAAGAACUGGGACAAGAAUGUUGAGAUGUUCAAAGAGGGUCAACGUAUCCUGGAACGYCAGCGUUUUGCAUUCCCACCAUCCUGGCUGCAUGUUGAUAAUGUAGAAGGAGAAUGGGGAGCCUUUAAUGAUAUCCUCAAGAGGAAGGAUUCCAGCAUCCAAACUCAGGUUGCUACUCUGCAAAUGAAGAUCAUCUCAGAGGAUCAAUCAGUUGAGGCUCGUUCAACUGAGCUGCUCGGUGAAUGGGAGAAGACCAAACCAGUAUCUGGUAACAUCCGUCCUGACCAGGCCCUCAGCGCCCUUGCUGUCAUCGAAGGAAAGUUCACCAGGCUGAAGGAGGACAGAGACAAUGUUGCCAAAGCCAAGGAAGCUUUGGAGCUAAUGGAACCAGGUACAUUGGUCCCAAGUGAAGAGAAGGUCCAGGUUGCCUUGGAAGAGCUUCAAGACCUGAAAGGUGUCUGGUCAGAGCUUGCUAAGUUCUGGGAGAAGAUUGAGGAGCUCAAGGAAAGGCCAUGGUUGUCUGUUCAGCCAAGGAAGCUUCGUCAGUCACUUGAGGCACUAUUGAAUGAGAUGAAAGCUCUUCCUUCACGCCUGAGACAGUAUUCAUCAUUUGAGCAUGUCCAGAGCACUAUCAAGUCAUACCUCAAGGUCAAUGUGUUGAUUGUAGAACUGAAAUCCGAAGCUCUCAAGGAACGACACUGGAAGGGCCUGAUGAGGAAACUCCAUGUUAGUUGGGUACUGACUGAUCUCACCCUGGGACAAGUCUGGGACAUUGAUUUGCUGAAGAAUGAAGCUAUUGUCAAAGAUACCAUUCUUGUUGCCCAAGGAGAAAUGGCUCUUGAAGAAUUCUUGAAGCAGGUGCGUGAUCUUUGGCAAACCUACGAGCUUGAUCUGGUGAAUUACCAGAACAAGUGCCGUCUGAUCCGCAGCUGGGAUGACUUGUUCACCAAGGUCAAGGAACACAUCAACAGCAUCUCUGCCAUGAAGCUUUCUCCAUACUACAAGGUGUUUGAAGAAGAUGCCCUGCAGUGGGAAGAAAAACUGAACCGUAUCCAUGACAUCUUUGAUGUAUGGAUAGAUGUGCAGCGCCGAUGGGUCUACCUUGAUGGCAUCUUCAGUGGAAGUGCUGAUAUCAAGACUUUGCUUCCAGUAGAGACUCAACGAUUUGGAAGCAUCAGCACAGAGUUCCUGACCUUGAUGAAGAAGGUUGCAAAGUCACCCAAGAUCAUUGAUGUUCUCAACAUCCAGGGAGUUCAGCGACAGCUUGAGAGACUGGCAGACCUGCUUGGCAAGAUCCAGAAGGCUUUGGGAGAAUAUCUUGAGCAGGAGAGAUCAUCAUUUCCAAGGUUCUACUUUGUCGGUGAUGAAGAUCUUCUUGAGAUUAUUGGCAACAGCAAGAGCAUCCCCAAGCUGCAGAAACAUUUCAAGAAGAUGUUUGCAGGUGUAUCGAGCAUCAUCCUGAAUGAAGAUGAGACCUUGGUCACAGGUCUUAGUUCAAAGGAAGGAGAAGAAGUUGUUUUCAGAAAGCCAGUUUCCCUCAAAGAAAAUCCCAAGGUUAAUGAAUGGCUGACAUGCGUAGAGGGUGAGAUGCGCACAAGUCUGGCAACUUUGCUUGCUUCAGCUGUCAAGGAGAUUCGGCAGUUCAACACUGAAGAGAUUGACAGUAGUACGUACAUGGGAUGGGUAGACAAAUACCAGGCACAACUAGUUGUCCUAGCAGCACAGAUCUCCUGGUCAGAAAGUUGUGAAAAUGCUCUUCAAACAGUGGCAUCCAAGCCAUCAGAUCUUGGGCCUGUUGAGAAGGUAUUGAAUGUGGUUGACGCUACGCUGAAUGUACUGGCAGACUCUGUACUCCAAGAACAACCACCUGUUAGACGGCGCAAACUGGAACACUUGAUCAUUGAACAUGUCCACCAACGUGAUGUCACACGCACACUGGUCAGCAGCAAAGUGACAGGCAACAAGGCAUUUGAAUGGCUUAGCCAGAUGAGAUUCUACUUUGAUCCUAAGCAAAAAGAUGUGUUACAGCAACUCACUAUUCACAUGGCCAAUGCCAAGUUCAACUAUGGAUUUGAGUACUUGGGAGUGCAAGACAAGCUUGUCACAACCCCUCUAACUGACCGAUGUUAUUUGACCAUGACUCAGGCCCUUGAAGGAAGACUUGGAGGAUCUCCAUUUGGACCGGCUGGAACUGGUAAAACAGAGUCUGUCAAGGCCUUGGGACACCAGCUUGGUAGAUUUGUGCUGGUCUUUAACUGUGAUGAGAAAUUUGAUUUCCAGGCUAUGGGUCGUAUCUUCCUUGGUCUAUGCCAUGUUGGUGCCUGGGGUUGCUUUGAUGAGUUCAAUCGUUUGGAAGAGAGGAUGUUGUCCGCUGUCUCCCAGCAGAUUCAGACAAUCCAGCAGGCCUUGAAAGAGAGCAGCAAUGAUACUGCCUCUUUGACCAUUGAACUUGUUGGUAAGCAAGUCAAAGUCAGCAAGAACAUGGCCAUAUUCAUCACAAUGAACCCUGGCUAUGCAGGCCGAUCUAACUUGCCUGACAAUCUGAAGAAGUUGUUCCGCAGCCUUGCCAUGACCAAACCUGACAGACAGUUGAUUGCUGAAGUUAUGUUGUACUCUCAGGGUUUCCGCACAGCAGAGAAACUUGCUAGAAAGAUUGUACCCUUCUUCAAACUCUGUGAAGAACAACUGUCCAACCAGUCUCACUAUGACUUUGGGCUGCGAGCAUUGAAGAGUGUGCUUGUGAGUGCUGGCAAUGUCAAGAGGGACAAGAUUCAGAAGAUCAAAGAGGAUUUGAAAGAAAAGGGAGAAAAAGCAGAUGAAGCCGCUAUCUCUGAAGGAUUGAAUGAACAAGAGAUCCUCAUUCAAAGUGUGUAUGAGACAAUGGUUCCCAAGCUUGUUGCAGAGGACAUUCCUCUCCUGCAGAGCCUGUUAUCAGAUGUCUUCCCAGGAGUGAAGUACAUCUGUGCUGAUAUGGGAAGACUAAAGGCUGAGAUCAAGAAAGUGUGCGAAGAGAUGCAUUUGGUGUAUGGAGAAGGGGAAGACCAGGGUGCUGCAUGGGUUGAUAAGGUGCUGCAGCUCUACCAGAUCUGUCAAAUUCAUCAUGGUUUAAUGAUGGUUGGUCCAAGUGGAAGUGGUAAAUCCAUGGCCUGGAGAGUACUCCUGAAAGCCUUAGAGAGAUCAGAAGGUGUUGAGGGUGUGGCACAUGUCCUCAAUCCAAAGGCCAUCUCCAAGGAAUUCCUCUAUGGAACAUUGGACCCCAACACAAGAGAAUGGACUGAUGGUCUCUUUACUCAUGUUCUUAGAAAGAUCAUUGAGAAUGUGAGAGGUGAGCUUGGCAAGAGACAGUGGAUUAUAUUUGAUGGUGAUGUAGACCCUGAAUGGGUUGAGAACUUGAACAGUGUGCUAGAUGACAACAAGCUCUUAACACUCCCCAAUGGAGAACGUCUUGCUAUACCACCCAAUGUUCGCAUAAUGUUUGAGGUCCAAGACCUUCGCUUUGCAACCCUAGCCACAGUCAGUCGUUGUGGUAUGGUGUGGUUCAGUGAGGAUGUGUUGUCGACAGAAAUGAUAUUUGAGAACUACCUGCUGYGCAUGGGCAAGAUACCCAUUGAAGAGUCAGAGGAGGAUAUGCAGCAUAUCAGAGCACCCCAGGAAGAAGAAGUUCUUUCUCCAUCAAUGCAGGUUCAGCGAGAUGUUGUUGAGAAUCUAAGGGAACACUUUGUUUCUAAUGGCCUUGUAAUGAAGUGCCUUGAGUUUGCUGUCAAUCAAGAGCAUGUUAUGGACUUCACCCGCAUGCGUGCCUUGGAAUCUCUAUUCUCCAUGCUACACCAGGGAAUAAGAAAUGUUUUGCUCUACAACCAACAACAUCCGGACUUCCCAAUGGAGCGUGACCAGAUUGACAAGUAUAUACCCCGAUACUUGGUGUAUUCUUUGCUAUGGGCGUUUGCUGGUGAUGGCAAGCUGAAAGUCAGAGAAGAACUGGGUGCUCACAUCAGGAACAUCACUACUAUCCCACUUCCUUCAAGUUCAACAGCAACUGUGGUUGACUUUGAGGUAACAAUUCAAGGUGAAUGGGUUCUCUGGCAGUCCAAGGUGCCACAGAUUGAAGUAGAGACCCACAAAGUUGCUGCCCCAGAUGUUGUUGUUCCUACAGUUGACACUGUCCGUCAUGAGUCACUCCUCUACACCUGGCUUGCUGAGCACAAACCUCUUGUCUUGUGUGGACCACCAGGUAGUGGUAAAACCAUGACACUGUUCAGUGCUUUGAGGGCUCUUCCAGACAUGGAGGUUGUAGGCUUGAAUUUCUCCAGUGCAACAACACCAGAGCUUCUUCUAAAGACAUUUGAUCACUACUGUGAAUACAGACGUACACCAAACGGCAUUGUCCUGGCCCCUGCACAGCUCAAUAAGUGGAUGGUUCUGUUCUGUGAUGAGAUCAAUUUACCAGACAUGGAUCACUAUGGUACCCAGCGUGUGAUAUCAUUCUUGCGACAGAUUGUUGAGCAUGGAGGGUUCUUCCGUAGUUCAGACCAGGCUUGGGUUACUCUGGAGAGAAUGCAGUUUGUAGGAGCUUGUAACCCUCCUACUGAUCCAGGCAGAAAGCCUUUGACCCACAGAUUCCUUCGCCAUGUGUCUGUGAUCUACGUUGAUUACCCAGGCCCUGCCUCCCUGACCCAGAUUUAUGGCACCUUCAACCGUGCCAUGCUGAGAAUGAUGCCUUCAUUAAGGAACUAUGCACAGCCUCUUACUGACGCCAUGGUGGAGUUUUACACAAUGUCACAGGAACGUUUCACUCAGGACAUGCAGCCUCAUUACAUCUACAGUCCUCGUGAGAUGAGUAGAUGGGUGAGAGGAAUCUGUGAAGCCAUGAGACCACUGGAGACUAUGAGUAUAGAAGCACUGGUCAGGAUCUGGGCUCAUGAGGCUUUGAGACUCUUCCAAGACAGACUUGUAGAAGAAGAUGAGAGAAAGUGGACAGAUGAGAAUGUGGACCUGGUAGCCUUGAAGCACUUCCCUAACAUUGACAGCAAGACUGCUCUAAUGAGGCCUAUACUCUACAGUAACUGGCUGUCUAAGGACUAUGUGGCUGUAGAACAAGAAGAACUAAGAGAUUUUGUAAAAGCCAGAUUGAAGGUGUUCUAUGAGGAAGAACUAGAUGUACCUCUGGUGUUGUUCAAUGAAGUAUUAGACCAUGUCCUCCGCAUUGACAGAAUAUUCAGACAGCCACAGGGACAUCUUCUCUUGAUUGGUGUCAGUGGAGCAGGCAAGACUACAUUGUCUAGAUUUGUAGCAUGGAUGAAUGGUUUGAGUGUUUUCCAAGUCAAGAUUCAUCGUAAAUACACUGCAGCAGAUUUUGAUGAAGACCUGCGUAAUGUACUGAGAAGAUCAGGCUGCAAGAAUGAAAAGAUUGCCUUCAUCCUAGAUGAAUCCAACAUCAUGGAGUCAAGUUUCCUGGAGAGAAUGAACACUCUUCUUGCUAAUGGAGAGGUGCCUGGUCUGUUUGAAGGAGAUGAGUUCACCACAUUGAUGACCCAGUGCAAGGAAGGAUCACAGAGAGAGGGUCUGAUGUUGGACUCGGGAGAAGAGCUCUACAAGUGGUUCACACAACAGGUGAUGACCAACCUUCAUGUUGUGUUCACUAUGAAUCCCUCAUCUGAAGGCCUGAAGGACAGAGCUGCAACAUCUCCUGCCUUGUUCAACAGGUGCGUGCUCAACUGGUUUGGUGACUGGUCUACUGGUGCGUUGUACCAAGUUGGAAAAGAGUUCACUAGUAAACUUGAUUUAGACAAGUCCAAGUAUUCUGCUCCUCCAUACCUGCCAGUGGUGUAUGAGGAACUGCCAGUACCUCCAACACACAGGGAAGCUGUCAUAAACGGCUUUGUGUUUGUCCACCAAACUCUACAUGAAGCUAACUCAAGGCUGAUGAAGAAAGGAAGUCAGGUUAUGGCUAUCACUCCAAGGCACUACCUGGACUUUAUAAAUCACUAUGUCAAGUUGUUUAAUGAGAAGAGAUCUGAUCUUGAAGAACAACAACUCCAUCUAAAUGUUGGUCUCCAAAAGAUCAGAGAGACAGUAGACCAAGUUGAGGAGCUACAGAAAAGUUUAUCGCUCAAGAGUCAGGAGCUAGAAGCAAAGAAUGCUCUGGCUAAUCAAAAGCUAAAGCAAAUGGUUAAAGAUCAACAAGAAGCAGAGAAGAAGAAAGUUUCAUCCAUUGACAUCCAAACGACCAUUGAGCUACAAACAACGCAAAUCAAAGAAAAACAGAAGUUUGUUAUGGAAGAUUUGGCCAAAGUGGAGCCGGCAGUAGAAGAGGCAAGACAAGCUGUCAAGGGAAUCAAGAAACAGCACCUUGUUGAGAUCCGUGCUAUGGUCAACCCACCAGCAACUGUUAAAUUAGCACUAGAAUCCAUCUGCUUGCUGCUUGGUGAGCGCGUAACAGACUGGAAACAAAUACGAGCAGUUAUCAUAAAAGAUAACUUUAUUUCUACUGUUGUUAACUUCAAUACUGAAGACAUCAGUGAGGAGGUAACAAACACCAUGCAGUCCAAGUACCUUAACAGUCCUGAUUACUCAUUUGAGAAGGCCAACAGAGCUAGUCAAGCUUGUGGUCCCCUGGUCAAGUGGGCUGUUGCACAGGUUCAAUAUGCUGAUAUGUUGGGCCGUGUGGAGCCUCUCAGGAAUGAGCUGAAGAAACUGGAAAUGGAUGCCCAAUCCACCAGGAUAAAGUACGAUGAGAUCAGCCGAGUCAUAACUGAACUAGAGAAGAGUAUUUCCCGCUACAAGGAGGAGUAUGCUGGUCUUAUCAGUCAGGCACAGGUCAUCAAAGCUGACUUGGCAGCCGUAGAAGCCAAGGUUAGUCGCAGUACUGCCCUCCUGCGUAGCUUGUCAGUAGAGAGACAACGGUGGGAGACAGGAAGCAAUGCCUUCCAGACACAGAUGGGUACCAUUGUUGGUGAUGUUCUUCUGUCAUCUGCCUUCCUAUCAUAUGGAGGUUACUUUGAUCAGCAGUAUCGUCAGAAUUUGUUCAGUACGUGGGCUCAUCAUCUUCAACAAGCUGGCAUACAGUACAGACCAGACAUAGCUCGUGUAGAGUACCUUUCAACAGCUGAUGAUCGUCUCAAAUGGCAAGCCAACUCUCUCCCAGCAGACGAUCUGUGUACGGAAAAUGCCAUCAUGCUGCAAAGAUUCAACCGUUAUCCACUGGUGAUCGACCCUUCAGGACAAGCUACUGAGUUUAUUAUGAAUGAGUACAAGGCAAAGAGAAUCAGCAAGACAAGCUUCCUUGAUGAUGCAUUCCGCAAGAACUUGGAAAGUGCUUUGCGAUUUGGUAACCCUCUUCUUGUCCAGGACGUGGAAAGCUAUGACCCAAUCCUAAACCCUGUGUUAAACAGAGAACUACGCAGGACGGGAGGCAGAGUACUCAUCACUCUGGGUGACCAGGAUAUUGAUUUGUCUCCUUCCUUCACAAUCUUCCUUUCAACAAGAGAUCCUUCAAUUGAGUUUCCACCGGAUUUGUGUUCUCGUGUGACGUUUGUCAACUUCACGGUCACCCGAAGCAGUCUGCAGAGUCAGUGCUUGAAUCAAGUGUUGAAGGCUGAACGACCUGAUGUAGAUGAAAAGAGAUCAGAUCUUCUCAAGUUACAGGGUGAGUUUCAUCUGAGACUGCGUCACUUGGAGAAGUCCCUGCUGCAAGCUCUUAACGAAGCCAAAGGAAAGAUCUUGGAUGACGAUCGAAUCAUUGCAACCCUUGAGAAGCUGAAGCAAGAAGCAGCAGAAAUCACAAGGAAGGUAGAAGAAACAGACGUAGUGAUGGCCGAGGUGGAAUCAGUAUCUGAACAGUACAGACCACUGUCACAUUACUGUAGCAGCAUCUACUUUACUCUAGAAGCCCUGCAUAUGGUUCACUUCCUGUACCAGUACAGUCUGCAGUUCUUCCUGGACAUCUUCCAGUGUAUUUUGUACGAGAACCCUCAUCUAAAGGGCAUCAAGGACCCUGCUUCUCGUCUCAAAGUACUCACUAGUGACUUGUUCCAGAUCGUGUACCACAGGGUAGCCCGUGGUAUGAUGCAUGUUGAUCGUAUGACCUUCGCUAUUCUUCUGUGCCGAAUCUUCUUGCGAGGACAUCCAGGUGAGGAGGAAUUUGAAGAAGAAUUCAACACGUUCCUGCGCGGCAGUGAAGCUGUACCAACCGGUACAACAGCGAAGUGGCAUGGCUUUAACCCUGAUCAGGCAACGGCAUUGAACCGACUGACGAAGAUGGAAGGAUUUAAGGAUAUCCAGACCUACAUUAACACCAACCGUAGGGAGUUCUUUGAAUGGAUAGAAUCUGUAACACCUGAACAAGAUGUACCAGCCUGUUGGAAUCCAAGCCUCAAACUAAGUCCUACAGGCGCAUCAGUGCACCAACUGCUAGUCAUCCAGGCACUGCGUCCUGAUCGUGUCAUCUCCAUGCUCCAUAAAGUUGUCAACGUCGUGUUUGGAGAAUCGUUCAUGCAGGCAGCUGAAGAGGCUCUGAACCUGGCAAAUGUGGUGGAAAAAGAGGUCAAAGCGUCGACGCCUCUCCUGUUAUGUUCUGUGACUGGUUAUGAUGCUAGUGGAUGGGUGGAUGAUCUGGCAGCAGAACAGAAUCAACCUUGUACCUCUAUUGCUAUUGGAUCUGCUGAGGGAUUCAGCGAUGCUGAGAAAGCCAUCAACUCUGCAGUCAAGUCAGGACGAUGGGUGCUGUUGAAGAACGUACAUCUUGCACCUCAGUGGCUCGUCACAUUGGAAAAGAAACUACACACUCUCAGCCCACACGCGAACUUCAGGCUCUUCCUUACCAUGGAAAUCAAUCCAAAGGUUCCUGUCAAUCUGCUGCGUGCGUCGCGUAUCUUUGUAUUUGAGCCUCCUCCAGGAGUCAAAGCUAAUCUUCUCAGGACCUUCAGUGCUGUCCCUGCAUCUCGCAUGUGUCAGGCGCCAAGUGAGCGUGCUCGCCUGUACUUCCUCYUCGCCUGGCUACAUGCCAUCGUACAAGAACGUCUGCGUUACUCGCCCCUCGGAUGGUCCAAGCGAUAUGAGUUCACUGAAUCUGAUCUCAAAGUUGGUUUUGACACCCUGGAUACUUGGCUUGACUCUGUCGCGCAGGGUCGUACUAAUCUGCCACCCAAUAAAAUCCCAUGGGAUGCUCUGCGAUCUUUACUUUCUACUGCUAUCUAUGGAGGACGCAUUGAUAACGACUUUGACCAGCGUCUUCUGACCACGUUUGUGAACCGUCUAUUCAUCGCAAGCAGCUUUGAGCCUGACUUCCCUUUAGUCAUCGAUGUGAAUGGGAAAGGAAAAAACAUUAUCAUGCCAGAAGGAAUCAGACGUGAACAGUUCUUUCAGUGGGUGGAGAGACUUCCAGACACACAGACGCCAUCUUGGCUUGGAUUACCCAAUAAUGCAGAGAAGCUUCUUUUGACCCAGCGAGGACAAGACCUGAUCGCCAAGCUGCUGAAGAUGCAGAUGCUGAGUGAUGAUGACGAGCUGGCUUACUCCCCUGACGCGGCAAGACCAGAAGAACUGUUCAACGUACCUACAUCAUUAAGCAAAGGUCUUCUAGAUGAGCAGAAGAGAAGAGAGAGUGAUCCCCGCCCACAAUGGAUGAGAACAUUGCACACUAGUGCUGCUAACUGGUUGAGCAUGAUUCCUAAGAUAAUCAAUCCACUCAAGAGAACAUUGGAUAACAUCAAGGAUCCGUUGUUCAGGUAUUUCGAGCGUGAGGUGAACACUGGUAUUGCUCUACUCAACACUGUCAGGCAAAACCUAAACGAUACUAUCUUGGUGUGCGAGGCUCAGAAGAAACCAACCAACUACCUGCGGAAUUUAAUGAGUGAUCUGGCUAAAGGUAUUCUCCCUCGAGACUGGCGUCGUUACACGGUUCCCAAGGAGCUCACUGUUCUUCAGUGGGUGGUAGACUUCAGUGAUCGUGUCAAACAACUGCAGACCGUCUCGCAGGCCGCCAACGCUGGUGGAGCUAAAGGUCUUAAGAACCUUCACAUUUGGCUGGGAGGUAUGUUUGUACCAGAGGCCUACAUUACAGCAACUCGUCAGUACGUAGCACAAGCCAACAACUGGUCACUGGAAGAGCUGGCCCUAGAGGUAACCAUCGCCAACGGUCCAGAUGACAAGCUGAAAAUGGAUGACUGCAGCUUUGGCGUUACCGGACUCAAACUACAAGGUUCCAAGUGUUAUAACAAUCAACUUGAGCUGUCCACUUCCAUUUCGACUGACCUAGCAUUAACCAGUCUCAAGUGGAACAGAGUGCCAUCUGACCAGGCUUCUACUCCAAGUAACAUGGUGACCCUUCCAGUGUACCUGAACCAGUCAAGAACCGAACUGCUUUUUACUCUAGACAUGAAAACUCAGGGCGAACCUUCAGGACGUGGUCACCGGUUCUACGAACGAGGAGUAGCUUUCCUGGCGUCUUCUCUCAGUGGAUAAGACAAUCCAAGACUACAAAAACCCUAGUAAUAUUUCUGAAAUAGUAAUCUGAUUGGUUAGAAUUUAAACUCAAAGAAGACUGGAAAUGUAUGUUUUCCGUAUUGUAUUAUGGGGCCGUUUUUGGAUUCCUCCAUCUUGUUUUCCUAAAUAUUUAACCCCAAAAAUCUGUGCGCCAGUCUCUUUAAACURGUUAAAAAGCAGAUAGUAUUAUUACCUAAGAUAAAAUCCUUGAUUGUGAGCCAUUUCGUUUUUUCCUGUGAUUUAUUUGUUGGAGUAAACUAUAAUCUUUAAACAAAUAUUUGGUUAAAAAGGGUAAAUCUAUAGACAAUAAACUCUCUACUUAACUCGA